Ziziphus jujuba (common jujube) is the source of this 1830-nucleotide messenger RNA. Its product is annotated as RING-H2 finger protein ATL16. Gene Ontology annotation, molecular function: transferase activity. Bases 450 to 1502 code for a protein of 350 amino acids. NCBI's taxonomy places the organism in Eukaryota, Viridiplantae, Streptophyta, Magnoliopsida, Rosales, Rhamnaceae. The transcript has a single exon. Gene Ontology annotation, biological process: protein ubiquitination. The record is from RefSeq and is a predicted model, not a curated record.
AACCAAUAAUAAAAAGAGAGCUUCAUUUUAUAAGAUUUUUGGGAUAUCUCAUUUCUCUCUGUGAGCUAUAAUGCUUCUUCCCAAAACUUGGGCCUUUUCUCUCCCAUUCUAUUAUCUGUGUGUAUGCAUACAAAAAGACAAGCAUGUCUUUGUUCCUCCUAAGUCUUUUUCUCGUUUAUUAAAUGGGGUUUUUGGUUAAUGUCUUAUUGCCUCUCUAAUUUUUAUUUUACUUAAAAGGUUUUCCUGUAGGCUUUCUGUCUCUGUCAACUCUCUUCCAUAAGAUUUUCUUUGGAUAUACAGCUAUAUAUUAUUUUGUCUUGUUUACCUGCAUGAGUCUUUUUGUCUUGAGAUCUUAACAAACGCAUGAAUUGGGGAUCAAAAGCUUUUACAUUUGGUGCAUCUGUAACUUGAUGACUUUUGUACUUCAAUCAGGUUCAUAACAGUUUCCAAUGGAACCAAACUACAAGCAUUUCUACAAUCUUGGUCCCCAACCUCUUCCACCGAUCAAAAUCCUUGCAAACCAACUACCUCAUCCUACUUCAGAUUCUGCUUUUCCUAUACUAGCAAUUGCUGUGCUAAGUAUCAUGGCUAUAGCUUUCUUAUUAGCGAGCUAUUACAUCUUUGUCACCAAAUGCUGCUCAAAUUGGCACCAACUCAACAUUCUGAGAAGAUUUUCAAUCUUGCAAGCUCAACAAAACGAGGAUUCCUUCAUAGUCUUCUCUCCUACAAUGUGGAAUCGCGGCCUACACGAAUCGAUCAUCCGUGGGAUACCUACUUUUCAAUUCAAAGGAGGAGAAGUUGAAAACAGAAGUGUUUUUGGGUGUGUGGUGUGUUUGAAUGAGUUUCAAGUUCAUGAUACAUUAAGAGUUCUUCCAAAUUGCAGCCAUGCAUUUCACUUGGAUUGUAUUGAUAUAUGGCUCCAAAGCAAUGCCAAUUGCCCUCUUUGCAGAACAAGCAUUUCAGGCACAAUCAGAUGUCCCAUUGAUCAUAUCAUAGCACCAAGCUCUUCACCGCAAGCUUCUGAUGAUCAGCUUUUUUCCAAUAGCCUCAUGGGUAGUGAUGAAGAUUUUGUAGUGAUUGAAUUGGGUGAAGAAGAAGACCACGUCCUAUUUCCACAGAGGCAACAAGAAAGAAAUGAUUCUGGAGAGGUUUUGGUACAAACUAAAGGCCUGCAGUCACCAAGAAAGGUGGAGCACAAGGUUGGAAAAGCGAAACUAAGAAAGUGCCACCAUGGUUCAAUCAUGGGAGAUGAAUGCAUUGAUGUAAGAGAGAAGGAUGAUCAGUUCUCUAUUCAACCCAUCAGGAGAUCUUUCUCAUGGGACUCAGCCGCUGAUCGACAGCUCUACUUAACUGUUCAGGCAAUCAUUAAUCAGCAAAGUAAGCCUAAUAGUGAGGUGAGCACUAGUGGAGUAUCUGAUAGCAGAGUGAGAAGAUCAUUCUUUCCAUUUCGACAGGGAAGGGUAUCCAAAAAUGCAGUUCUUCCUACUGAGUGUGAUCUGUAAUAAAAGAUUUUAGAUUUUUACGUCAAAUUUCUUAUUUGGUUUUGUUUUUGAUUGAUUCUUAGUGUUUGGGUGGAGAGACUGGAAUUAUUGACUCAUUCUGCAAUAAUUACAUAACAUGAACUAGAGGAGUGUAGAAAUGAUGGGACGAUUUUAGGCUUGGGUUUGAGAAAAAUGGCUUGGGUUACUAUUGAUGGAGAUGUCAUUACCGGUUCGGUUGUGCUUCUCUACAUGUAUGAUCAUACGGUUUACUUUUAAUUUCCUCAUCUUCUUGCAUAUGUACAGCUUUCAUAAAAUGCGUAGCCAGAAUAGCUAUUGCUUUUGAGUUUUG